UAAAACAACAUUGUAUUAAAAUAACAAUUGUUAAAUGUUACCGUUUAACGUAUUAAAAUGUUCACAAAACUACCGUCGAAAGUACUUCGAGGAUGAAAGUUGCUUUUAGAAAAAUUCACAUAAUUAAACUUUGAAUUCAUUUGCACUAAAUCUAGUAUAAGGUUUAAGGAUGUUAUAAGCAAAUAUGACUUCCUAAAACUCACCUGUGUGGGUAUAAUGUAAAGAGGAUAACACAGUUUUUUGUUCAAAAAUGCAAUGUUUUCUCAUAAGAUGAAUUUGAUAGCCUAAUAUUUCUAGCUUAAUGUCAUCUAGAAUGGUUUGGUGUAUUAAUUGCAGUCAAACUUUUCAGUCCUAUAUUGCACUAUAUACAUGUCCCUACAUACAAGCUGUUAUUUUAAGGAUUUUCAAAACUCACUGUACAACAGAGAAGAAUUAUCAUUUAAGAAAAAUAUAACAAUAUUUUUUAUUUUAUUUAUUAUUACUAUGUAGAUAAGAAUAUUGUAAGUUCUGUAUAUUUGUGUGUUGGAAUCUAUAAUUAACUAAAAAUAUGACAUGUAAGAGUGAAAAGUUUUUAGUUCCAUAAAUAUAAAGAUGCACUCCAAUGAAGAUGUAUGCCCAAAUGGUGUCUGCGCAACCUGCACGAAUCUAGCAAUAUCUGCUUUCCAAUUUCGAAUAUUGGUCAAACACUCCCAAAAUGCUUGGAGCAAUUGCUUCAAUUCUAUCAACUUUAUUGACGGUGAACACUGCCCGCAGUCAACAUAUCUCAUAUUUAACGACAACCUCACCUUGCAAAGUAUCAAACACUUCAACGGUGACAUGAAGAGUUUCGUCAAAAAUUUCAUAAAUAAACCAAAACUGUACCAUGAGAAACCGGAGAAAAAAGAGAGGAUAUCAAGGAAUGGCCCGAAUUGUGCAUGCAGCGAUUGUGGGAAGGAGUUUCACAGUCCGUAUUAUUUAAAUUUACAUUUAAAAAACAGCAGUCUCAAAGAAGCGUGUUGGCUCUGUGCGAGGAUGUUUGGAAGGGGCGGUGAGAUGAAGUCCCAUUUGCAGAGCGUGCACAAGAUCGAAAUGAUUGUGUGUAAUGAUUGCCCUUUACUUUUCAAAAAUGAGGCAGACGCAGAGGCGCACAUUAGAAAAUGCCACUCGGGGAAUGCGUAUACAUGUAUUGACUGUGGGAGUACGUUCAGCAAACGCGCCUCCCUGGGCCAUCAUAGCCAGAUGCACGCUGUACGGACAUGUAGAUUAUGCGACGCACAGUUCGCCAAUAGAGGCUGCUAUAGAUACCACAGAUCCAAAUGCGAACCGAACGCUAAACCUGACCUAAAAACCCUACCACGGAACAAGCGCUCGAAUGUUCGCGAUCCAGCGAGGUUUAUUUGCGAUUACUGUAAGAAAAUCUACCCAACACGGCCCCAGCUCCAGAAUCACAUAAUUUGGAUUCAUAUGGACAAAAGGCCGCAUCAGUGUCAGUGGUGUGGUAAAAGGUUUUAUACGUCCGCUCGUCUUUCGGAACAUAGUGUCGUUCACACGCGGGAGAGGAAAUUCGCCUGUGACAUUUGCGGCAUGAAACUUGUAUCCAAGAUGGCCGUCGUGUACCAUAGACGACGCCAUACAGGUGAGAAGCCGUACGAGUGUGAGGAUUGUGGGGAGUGUUUUAUAUCUUCGUCGAGAAGAUCAGAUCACGUUAAACGGAAGCAUGGGAAGGGGUUGAAGCUGGAGUGUGGGUUUUGCAAGACUGCUUUCGUAAGGAAUCAUGAACUACAGAAGCAUAUUAAGAAAAUGCACUGGUUGGAUGAGAGUGAUAUGAACAAUGAAGCGCUGAAAUUAAAGUCUUAGAUGUUAUACAAUUAAAAAUUAAAUUAAUGUUACAUAGGUAUUACCGACUUCAAAAAACUAGGAUCAUGAUGGUCUAUUUAAGCUUUCACAAAUGAUAGUGUUUGUAUGAGUACAUUAGGAAUCUAAUGGACAUCCAGAUUAUUUAAACAACUAUUAAUAAUACCUGCAGGGUUUCAUCAGCUGCCCACUGAAGUAUUUCCGAACCAAUUCGACUUAGGAUUCUAAAAAAGCCGGCCGCGCACUUGCGGGCCCUCUGACAAUGUGAGUGUAUGGGUGGCGGUAUCACUUAACUGUAGGUGAGCCUCCUGCCCGUAAGCCCUGUUACAUAAAUAAAUAUAUAUAUUCUUACUUAAAACAGGGGCCAUUCACGUAUUAUGGAACUAUUGGGGGGAGCGAGGUCGUUGAUUUUCUUAUUCGGUGAUUACGUCAACAGUAAUUAUUUACUUUUUUACACAUUGUCUAUGAUUGAAAACGAAUAUAUUUUCGAGGAUUCCUACGAAAAAAUAAUACGUUUAUUUACGUACUAUUGUUUUUGAGAGCU
Pieris brassicae (large cabbage white) is the source of this 2377-nucleotide messenger RNA. Its product is annotated as zinc finger protein 266-like. The transcript has 3 exons. Lineage: Eukaryota; Metazoa; Arthropoda; Insecta; Lepidoptera; Pieridae. Bases 592 to 1836 code for a protein of 414 amino acids. Gene Ontology annotation, biological process: regulation of transcription by RNA polymerase II. The record is from RefSeq and is a predicted model, not a curated record. Gene Ontology annotation, molecular function: RNA polymerase II transcription regulatory region sequence-specific DNA binding; zinc ion binding; DNA-binding transcription factor activity, RNA polymerase II-specific. Gene Ontology annotation, cellular component: nucleus.